Gopherus flavomarginatus (Mexican gopher tortoise) is the source of this 10031-nucleotide messenger RNA. Its product is annotated as constitutive coactivator of PPAR-gamma-like protein 2. Bases 169 to 3810 code for a protein of 1213 amino acids. NCBI's taxonomy places the organism in Eukaryota, Metazoa, Chordata, Testudines, Testudinidae. The record is from RefSeq and is a predicted model, not a curated record. Gene Ontology annotation, cellular component: nucleus. The transcript is spliced from 16 exons.
CAGGGAGGCGGAGAAGGAGAAGAAAGCUACAACAUGGCGGCCACGGCUGCCGCAAAGCGCUGGGCGCUGUGAAGGGGGGUGGGGAGGAGCCCAGGAGCCAGCCCCCGGCUAGGGGAGGGAGGAUGUCCUGCCCGCCCUCGCCCUGACCCCCAAGUGGGGCCCACCGUGAUGGGGGUCCAGGGCUUCCAGGAGUUCGUGGAGAAGCGCUGCCCGGGCGCCGUGGUGCCCGUCGACCUGCUCAAGCUGGCCCGGGCGGCAGGGGUCCGCGGGGGGGCCCCCUACUGUGGCCUAGCUGGCUACCUCCAGCCACUGCCUGGGCCCUACCCCCCACCUCUCGUGGCCCGCUCCCAGCAUGCUCCGGGGCUGGCGUCAGUAACUCACUCCCAGCAUGCUCCGGGGCUGGCGUCGGUGGCUCACUCCCAGCAUCCUCCGGGGCUGGCGGCCCGCUCCCAGCAUGCUCCGGGGCUGGCGUCAGUAACUCACUCCCAGCAUGCUCCGGGGCUGGCAUCGGUGGCAACUCACUCCCAGCAUGCUCCGGGGCUGGCGUCAGUAACUCACUCCCAGCAUGCUCCAGGGCUGGCGUCGGUGGCGACUCACUCCCAGCAUGCUCCGGGGCUGGCGUCAGUAACUCAUUCCCAGCAUGCUCCGGGGCUGGCGUCAGUAACUCAUUCCCAGCAUGCUCCGGGGCUGGCAUCGGUGGCGACUCACUCCCAGCAUGCUCCAGGGCUGGCGACGGUGGCGACUCACUCCCAGCAUGCUCCGGGGCUGGCGUCGGUGGCGGCUCACUCCCAGCAUGCUCCGGGGCUGGCGACGGUGGCGGCUCACUCCCAGCAUGCUCCGGGGCUGGCGACGGCCUGCCCGGCCCGGCUACUGGUGGAUGCAGACUCGGCCCUGCAGCGGCUGUAUGGCGGCUACCAGACGGACUGGGUGUGCGGCGGCCAGUGGAACGCCAUGGUGGGCUACCUGGCGGCCCUGUCCCAGGCCUGCCUCUACCAGGGUGGGCUGGAGCUGGCGAUCAUCUUCAAUGGCGGGCUGGGCAAGGAGCGGCUGCCCGAGUGGGGCCGCAAGGCCCAGGCCGAGCGGCAGACGGCCCAGCUCAUCGCCGCCCACGUGGGCAACAAGGGCACCCCGCCCCCCCGCGCCUGGUUCCUGCCCCCCGCCUGCCUGGAGCACUGCGUCCGCCUGGCCAUGAUCCGCUUCCGAGUCAAGGUCUUCCAGAGCCUGGAGGACCAUCACCUGGAGGUGGUGUCCUUCUUCCGGGAGCGCGGCUUCCACGGGCUGCUGGCCCACAAUUCGGAGUUCGCCCUGGCCAGCCUGCCCUGCUACUUCAGCGCCCACGCCCUGAAGCUGAGCUGGAAUGGCAAGAGCCUCACCACCAAUCAGUUCCUCAUGCACCAGGUGGCCAAGCAGCUGGGACUGAAGGUCUCCAGCUUCCCCGUCUUCGCCGCCCUGCUGGGUAACCACAUCCUCCCGGACGAGGACUUGGCUGCUUUCCACUGGAGCCUGCUGGGGCCAGACCACCCGCUGGCAUCGCUCAAGGUCCGAGCCCACCAGCUGGUGCUGCCCCCCUGCGACGUGGUGAUCAAGGCCGUCUCAGAGUACGUCAGCGCCAUCAAAGAACCCUGCAACCUGGAUGCUGUGGGGAGAGACGUCUUCAAACACUCUCAGUCCAGGACGGAGGAUAAGAUCGAGCGCUUCAAGAAGGCCGUGAACUACUAUUCGGUGGCUGCCAAGAUGCCCCCGGCACCUGUGGGUCCGUCCUCAUUUGUAUUGCCAGGCUAUGGAUCCAACCACUUUGGAGGAGCAGCCCCUGCGCAGCGCAGCCCGGUGGGAUCCCUCCCCACGGGGAAGCCGAUGUUCCCACCCGACCUGGGGCCAAAGGUGCAGUACCAGCCGCCGGCCCCGCCCUCCUCCUUCCCCCCGGGCCCCAGCACCAGCCUCCUCUUCUCCCCCCACCCGCUUGGAGACGUGCCCCCCUUUCACGAACAGCCCGGCCCAGGCGGUGACUUCAGCUGCUGGGCCGGUGCCUACAAUGCCAAGUUCCCGCCCCACCAACAGGGUCCCAAGCCCUCCCCUUCCUCCGGGCCGGCCUCCUCCCCCUCCUCCUCCUCCGACUGCGAAGAGCACAACGGGGACAGUGCCAACCAUGUCUCCGAGAUGCUGCAGCCGAAGUCUGGCUGGGAGGGGCCUGAUGCCGAAAAGCUGAGCCAGGGCUGGGGGCAGGUGGGGGGCUCCGGUGGCACCGAUGGGCCCCUGAUUGGGCCCGAGCCCUCCAUCCCCUCACUGCUUUCCAUGGCCACCCGCAACCACAUGGACAUAACCACCCCCCCGCUGCCCCCUGUAGCCCCCGAGGUCCUGCGGGUGGCUGAGCACCGGCACCGACGUGGCCUUAUGUAUCCCUCCAUCUACCAUGUUCUUACCAAGGGCGAGAUCAAGCUCCCGGUGUGCAUCGAGGACGAGUGUAACACUGAGCUGCCUCCAGCCGCCGUCCUCUUCCGUGGCGCCCGGCAGCAUAUCUACGGGGUGCUGUUCGGCGUGGCUGAGAACCAGCGCCGGGUGGAGCGCCUGGCCAUCUGCCGCCGCAUCCCCACGGAAGUGCCGCCUGUGAUCAUCAAGGAGUGGGCGGCUUACAAGGGGAAGUCCCCGCAGACACCGGAGCUGGUCUCAGCCCUGGCCUUUCGCGAGUGGACCUGCCCCAACCUGCGGAAGCUGUGGCUGGGGAAGGCAGUGGAGGACAAGAACCGGCGCAUGAGGGCCUUCCUGGCCUGCCUGCGGGCCGACACGCCCGGCAUGCUGAACCCGGCCAGCGUGCCCACGCACUUGCUGCUGAUGUGCUGUGUGCUGCGUUACAUGAUGCAGUGGCCUGGAGGGAGGAUCCUUCAUAGGCACGAACUGGACGUGUUCCUGGCUCAGUCAGUUUCCUCUCAGCUCUACGAGCCGGAUCACCUGCAGGAGCUGAAGAUCGAGAAGCUGGAUGCCCGGGGCGUGCAGCUGGCAGCUCUCUUCAUGAGCGGAGUAGAUACGGCUCUGUUUGCCAAUGACGCCUGUGGGCAACCGGUGCCCUGGGAACACUGCUGCCCCUGGAUCUACUUUGAUGGGAAACUCUUCCAGAGCAAGCUCAUCAAAGCCACCCGUGACAGGGCCCCCCUCAUUGACCUGUGUGAUGGGCAGACGGAGCAGGCAGCCAAAGUGGAGAGGAUGAGACAGAGCAUCCUGGAGGGCGUGAACUUCAACCGCCAGGCCCCGCCCUCUCUGCUCCCGCCCCCUCCCUUCGUGCCUGCCAUGGCCGCGCCCUUCUAUUCAAUGCCCCUCUACCCCCGCACGACGGGCUCUGUGCCGCUGCCAACCCCUGGGAGGAGCAGAGGGUUCACAGGUCUCCACCCAAUUCCGCCUCAGGGGGGCAAGCUGGAGAUUGCUGGCAUGGUUGUCGGCCAGUGGGCGGGCAGUAAGCCCUCACGGGGCCGGGGCUCCUUUGGGAUGCAGGUGGUGUCUGUCGGGGGACCUGGGAAGGGACGCAGUCGAGACGGAUCUGGAAAACUCCCCAAAGGAAACAAGAAGCUUAGCAAGCAGGGCUCGUUGGAGGGAGCAGCCAAAGCAGUGGAGUUGCAGAGCGGGCAGUUCCCGUCGCAGGUGAACCGGGGCGAGGAUUCGGGGGGCGGUCCCUGCCCCCCGGCCCCGUCACAAUGUGCCUUAGCCAGAGACACUGACGCCUGUGGUGAUGAGGGCCAGUACUGCGGGCGGCUGGCCCAGGAGGUGGAUCACGGCCCCAACACCAAGCUGCCCCUCCCAGCUCUGCAGAAGGAAGAGUGACGGGGGGGGUGGGGGACGGACCUGAUUUGGGGGUGGGUGGGGCUUUCCGGGGGGCGGGUCCAGGAGUGUGGAAGCCUCAGGGUACCAUGAGGACAGGGAGGUUGGAAAGGCAGAGCCCCAGUGCAUUGUGGGGGAUUAUCCCCUAAUUAAAGGGAUGGUCUCCUACAGCGCCCCAGUGCAUUGUGGGGGAAUCUCCUACAGUGCCCCAGUGCAUUGUGGGGGAUCGUCCCCUAAUUAAAGGGAUGGUCUCCUACAGCGCCCCAGUGCAUUGUAGGGGAAUCUACAGCACCCCAGUGCAUUGUCGGGGAUUGUCCCCUAAUUAAAGGGAUGGUUUCCUACAGUGCUGCAGUGCAUUGUGGGGGAAUCUCCUACAGUGCUGCAGUGCAUUGUGGGGGAAUCUCCUACAGCGCCCCAGUGCAUUGUGGAGGAUCAUCCCCUAAUUAAAGGGAUGGUCUCCUACAGUGCCGCAGUGCAUUGUGGGGGAAUCUCCUACAGUGCUGCAGUGCAUUGUGGGGGAAUCUCCUACAGCGCCCCAGUGCAUUGUGGAGGAUCAUCCCCUAAUUAAAGGGAUGGUCUCCUACAGCGCCCCAGUGCAUUGUGGGAGGAUUUGUACCUGUUUCCCUAUCCCCCCCUACCCCCCCAAUCAUGUCAAUCAGCUCCACAACAUGGCGUAUUUUAUUAUUUUUUUAUUUUAAUAUUUGUGGGUGGGGAGUUGACGGUUUUCUAUAGUUUUUAACAUAUUAUCUAUACCCCUCCCCUGGCUCUUGUAGCGGGGUGGGGGGGACAAAUGCUAGUAAAUAAACGGGGAGCCGUUAAAAGGAAGCCAGCCAGGAUGAAUAAAAGCGAGUGGGGAGGAGCGAUGUCUUCUGGAGGCUCAAGCCAGGCCACUAACGGGUCGUGGUGUCCCCUGGCCUGCAGUGCUGGGUGCCCUGGCACCCACAGCCAGCCGAGCGGGGCACUGGUUGCGCCCCUCGCUGCUCUGGGUGGAGCCCCAAAACGUAUUUCCCCAAUAUUUGGCGGGUGCAGAUGCUCCCAGCCCGUGUUCGUUUCGGGCGGUACGGGGUCGAGUUCGGGGCAGAGGCGCUGAUGGCUGAAAUCUGCCCAUGCUUUGUACAGACAGAAGAGAGAGAUUAUAUUUACAGAGACAGAUUCUAUAUAGAAACUACGUAUCUCGGGGGGAGGAAUUCCCGUGUCCCCAGCCGCAGCUCCAGAGCCGUCCACGUUGGACCCGGGGGGCAGGGGCAGUCGGGGGGUCCCUCCAAAACCAGGCAGCCACCCCCUUCUUCCGCGGAGUCCCCCCCCCCCAGCCGCGGUUCCCAGCGGGACUGGCCAAUGGAGGGUGGAGGAGGGGUUCAGGUUGGUGGCCUGUGGGGGGUGGGUGGGGAGGGAUUUUGAGGCUGGGGGCUGUUAGUGUUUCUGUCCCAUGGGAGGGGAAUGCAGGGACUUGGAGGCUGACUGAUCGGGGAUGUAUUUGGUGCGGGGGGGACCCCCUUCAAGUCCCAUUAAAAUCUGGACUGUAGAGGGUGGAAAAUUUGAAGGUUUUGUGGACUAUCCUAAUCCCCCCCCCCCCCGACAGGCAGGGGGGCUGGUGGUGAAUUCCCGUCCUGCCCCCCGACGUAUGUAAAAACUGAGCAGUGCGGCUUCUCUCCUGACUAAUCCACACCCCUGUCGACACGGGAAGGCUUGAAUUCCCCCAGAUCCAGGGGAUUUGGGGAACAGGGAGGGAGCAGGAAACAGCCCAAAUCUCGACAAACUUUAUAUAUUAUUUUUCCCCUGCCUUGGAGGUGGGGGGAUGGGAGGAAAUUUAGUGCCCCCUUUUGCAGUCGGAGGCACUGAACCCUUUUAACCUGACUGAUCCGCCAGCAAGGACUCCGGAAAACUAUCUCCGGCCUCUGAUACUUGAGCUUUCGAACCGAGGCCAGUUCCGAAUCCAGCGCUCGGAAGACGCCUGCCCACCCGAAGCAGCUCGUUGACAGGCGUCACCCUGUAGUUUUUUAUUACUUUAACCAUGUUUCAAAGUCAGGCUUCAGGUCAGGCGUCUCUGAAUAUCUGCAGACAAUCGGCCGUGUCUGCGAAUCGCAAAGGAGUUAAUCUGAAGUGUUUAGGGUUGGGAGUCUUUAGGGACAGACGCCUGGAGUUGCAAUCACUUUUAUUGCUGGAAUAACGCUCCUUUUCAGCGGGCAGGGGGGCGGGAGAUGAUUUUAAAGACCCUCGGCAUUUUGCAGAGGUCAUCCCAAUUCAGUGCAGCCAUUUUUUCUCUUCUGAAAUCUGGAAAACUAAACCCAAAAUCACAGCCUCCCGAACUCCCUCUGCUAAACUCUCAGGAGGAAAUUCUGAAACGCAUCCACCAGUCAUUGGUGCUUCGGAAGAUUUGUAGCUUUUGCCAUCCCAGGGAUUUUAAACACAGAGACGCUCUGGGGUGUGGAGAAGAGCCGUGGAAAUGAGUUGAGAGGCGUAAGCGGCCACUGUGUUCGGAAGGAGAUCGAGAGGGGACUGGAUUCUGCUGGAGAAUCUUAGGCAGUCACGGUACUACAGGGCUCUUUACUCUGGUGGAGACAGGCUGACGGAAAAACAAGAGGCAGGAGGCUGAAGCCUGACCAAUACAAAUUGAAAACAAAGGACCAGUCACCGUAAGGUGAUUAACAGCUGGGACAAACUCCCAAUUGAGGUGGCCCGUUCUCCAGCUCUUAGGGUCUUCCCAUCCAAGUGAGAUUGUUUACGCCCCUCGCCAGGUGACAUAAAGACACCGAGAUAAGCAUCCUGCCUGGCAGGGAUUUAGCAGUCUUGGCUAGAUCGGCGGAGAGUCACCUUUUAGAUGUACACUGGAAAUAAAAUGAGCGCAAAUCUCAACCUCAGAUGGGGCAUUUGGACUGAUCUGAGUUGGGGCUGCUGGCUCGGCUGGCUUUGCAGAAGCCCCUUUCUUGGCUCCAUUUGGCAGAAUUGCAGAUUCCCCGCGCUGGAAAUCGCUCGUCCCUUUUGGAAAACCAUGGCCAGUUUCCUUGCCCCUUCCGCAUCUGCUUCGGGGGCUCAGUUCCCACCCACGCUGCCUUUCCUGAUGUCGCGAGGUGCCCCGCAGACCUGACCAGAGGUAAGACGAUCCCUUUCUUUCACCUUGAUUGCCCCACCCAGCAAGGGACUGUUCGGCUUAGCUCCUUGAAGAACAGCUGAGGAGAUGAUUCGGGAAUCCUGUCCUUGGAGGUUUUUAAGGACAUGUCAGGCACACCUGUCAGGGACGGUCUUCCUGCCUCUGCGCCGGGAGCUGGACUGGACGCCCUCUCGAGGUCCCUGCCGGCCCGUGGAGUCGGGCACCGUGGAGGAUCUGGGGCCUUGUUCGUGGCCUGGAAGAUCCUGUUUCCGUGUUCAAGGCCAGAAUUCGAGUCUUGCAUAGGGCAGGACGUUUGGUUUCACUGAGCUCCAGGGCGGCGGUUGGACUAAAGGAGACAGAGCAGUUGCGAGGGGCCGCAGGGAAGCGAUUUAGGUGAGACGUGCCUGGAUGAUGCCAGCAGGCUCAGGCUGCAGCAGAAGACGAAACUUCCCCAUUCCAAUCUGUCGAUGGUCAGCAGCUCCAAGCACCUCAUCCAGGGUCCCGUUUCCAGCUGGGGCUGGUCCCAGCUGCUUCAGGGAAGGUGGAAAAGCCCCAGACAAACCCAUCAAAGCCCAGAGUCGUGUGGGUGGGAAAUUGCUGUUGGCUGAAGCUUGCGCUUGGCUUGCUGUGGGCGUCAUGUCUGGCAGCCGAGGGCGAUGGAAGCAAAGACAGGAGGAGAGGUAUUUCCUCCCAGGGUCAGCCCUGCGAGCGAGCAGUGGAGUCGGGAGGACACACCUCUCUCUCAGCCGUCAGGCUGGCUGCAGGACUGACUGGUGAACGUGUGCUGGAGCUCGGCUCGGCCGGUCGUUCAUAUGAACCUGGAACAUACCGGAGGCCUUGGGAUUGUGUUGCUAAAUUCCUCCAUGCUUUUUUCCCCCCUUAUCUAGGUGAAACACUUUGACUAGCCUGGAGCCUGUUUUCUCUGCUGGUGUCAAUUGGGGAUUCCCACAGCUUGGGGCCUGGCCCCACUGACCCAGCGGAGCUGCGGCCCAUUGACCCCAGCUGGGGGCCUGGUCCCAUUGACUCAACAGAGUUACGGCCCAUUGACGGCAGCUGUGGGUCUGGCCCCAUUGACCCAGCGGAGCUACAGCCCAUUGACGCCAGCUAUGGGUCUGGCUGCACUGACCCAGUGGAGCUCUGGCUGAUGGACCUAGUGGGGGUCUGGCCCCACUGACUGCAGUGGAUUUACACCCACAUGCCCCAGGUGGGGAUCCAGCCCAUGACAGCUCUUGUGUAUUGAAUCCGGGCAGCUGAAAGCCAGACAGGAGCGCUUGGGUUGUACCCUUGGCAGCAGCACCUGAGUGAACCCUUCUGCUCCCAGAUUCCUGCUUUCCGCUCCGAUCCAGCGACGCCCCGCGGACGACGCACACGCUGAAGUGGGGGUUUCACUUUCCUUUUCUUGCUGGCUCAAAGCUUUAAAAGAGAACAAAAACCUCAAAGAGGUUUAAACCAACCCACCUGCAGUUCUCUUGACUUUUAAGCGAGCCAGCCUGCCUGUCAUGGGCCAGGUGUGGCUACUGACUUCCUACCUUUGGCCACUAAAUCACUGGCUGAUGGUGUAAGCUAGCCACUCGGACAUUAUUUUCGCCCUCCUCCUCGUCUUUGGUUUUUAAACCGUGCGUGUGUGAAUUGUAUUAACUCACACGUGGAUUUCUCAGUCUUCUCUUUGUGUCCCCUGUUGUGUGUCAGAAACGUGCCCCCGACCACGUUCUCCUGAAUUUUCAUUCGACCUCCACCAAGGAGAGAGAAUUUUCUCUCAUCCUUGGGAAUUGUUUGUGAAAUCGCUCAGACCCCUGGCUGUAUCUGUGUCAGGCCGGCCUGGAAGCGAAUAUAAGAUCUGACGGCAGAGCUCCGGCCCCAGCGUCAGAGAAUCUGUGAUCAGGUUAGCUGGCGCCGCUCCCCUAGCCGCACAGGAGAAGCAAUGAGCAAUCCUAGUGUUUCAGUUUUAAUCUUGUUAGUGGAAUUCAGUAGAGCCAAGUCUGGACGCUGGCUCUUUCCUGACCUGUAUUUCUGCUAAAUAGGCCUGGUCCCCUUUCUGUUUCCCUGGCUGCCCUGCUUCAGGGCUUCUUUCUCCUGUUCAUUUCCUUUGCUGUCUGUUUAAUUUAACUUUUUAAAAGCAGCCCCCAUUGCCUUGCCUGCAGUGUAGAUCCUUUGGGUUUAUACUGCUAUUUAUGGGUAAGGGUUGUUUUAAAUAGUUUUUGUUGAUGUUAAGAACUUCUCCUCUUCCAAUUUUGAAAUACUUUUAUUUCUAUCAUCCAUCUCCAUGCACCGUGUCUGUCUGUCUAUCUAUCUAUCCCCAUCAACCCCCUCUAUCUAUCGCCUCAGCUGGGGCAUACACCUUUUUGACGGUAAUCAUUGCACUUUUAUGUUGCUAGAUGCUUUUCUGGAUAGAAACUAGUGAGAUUUUUUUGAAGCAAACCUCAACAGUCUCAAUCAUAUUUUUUUUGGUUCUUAAAUUGUAAACCACCUGACUUUCCUUUCCCUACUUUGCCCCCCCACUUCAAAUAACUCUGAAGCUUCCGUUUGUUGUAACCAUAUCUAUCUAUCCAUAUAUUUCUCUCCCUAACUUUUAAAAUGCUUUUAGCAUAAGAACCCAGGUUUGAGGGAGUUUUGUUUUGUUUAAACCCCAAAGUAUCUUUCACUGAAAUGAGCAGUCGGGUUAUUUUCUUCCUUGCGAUCUUGUCAAUUUACAGUUGUGUGUGAUAUUUACAAGGGGGAAAAAAUCCAAGGAAGAGAUGUCAUGGGUUUUGUUGUUACUAAUCUUAUCAUUUAAAUCUCUCCGCCCCCCUUUUUUUUAAAGCUACUGACACGUGUUUAUUAGUGGACGGAUAAAUGUUACUUCUACUUCCCUUGCACCUCAGCCCUAUGACUAUAAAAACCCUGUUAUCCCGCUAGCCCCAGAUCCCACAACUUGCUCCCUAGUUUAUCCAUGUAAGUUGGGACGGGUCCCGCUUCGGGAGGGAAAUUGGCUGUAGUGGGGACGCGGGGGAAGGCUGUGUGGCGGAGGCGAAGCCGGCAGGGGUGAUGUCUUUGGGAAUAUGUUUUGCUUGGGUGGAUCUGGACGCGUGGUACGGUCAUCUGUGAUUGAGGAGAGAGACUUACAGUACUUAAUAAAAGUCUAUUCUUUUAGUAAACC